UGUAUAACUUCUUCGCGAUCGCGGAUCACGAGGGUUCGUCGCCAUCGGUCGGAUCAGUUGACCGGUUGACGGCCCGUAACUUGGACGCGUAUUUCGACGCAGCAGUCUACCAGCUUCUCCUCCAUCCCUAUACCAAGCCAGUCCGCAGUGAGUGAAGACGUGUCAACGAGUUAUGUGAACUGACCGUAUGUGUUGAGCUAUUUUUCGGUCAAAUAACGUCCGCAAACAGCAGCGGGUGAAAAUUGAUUCCCCUUUAUUUGUGACUGAAGAUUUUGAUAGUGCUCUUGUGCGUCACCAGGCCGGACAGUGUUGUGUGUGAAUCCGAAAGCAACCAAUUGCCGCGAAAACAUGGAUAAGAAGGAAGUGGUGCUUGUUACAGGCGGUUCCGGAUUCUAUGGACAGCACUUGAUCAGGGUGCUGCAGGAGCGGGACAGCAAGGUUGGCGAAAUACGAGUGCUCGACCUUAACCCUUACGAGAAUCGGCUCGGUCACACCGAGAGCAAGAAAGUUGUCUCGUACGUCGGCGACAUCUGCGACGCGAAAGCGAUCGAGCACGCAUUCGAAGGCGUCGACUGCGUGUUUCAUCUGGCCGCGUACAUGAACUUCGACUUUCCGCCGAACUAUGGCGAGCUGCAGCGCGUCAACGUGGACGGGACGGUGCGGGUGAUCGAACUGUGCCGCCGGUACAGCGUGCCCAGGCUCGUCUUUGCUAGCGACUGUCUCAUCCACAUGACACCGUACCUGGGGAAGGCCAACUUUACCAUCAUCUGCAACCAGACGGAACCGAAGACGAAGGUCCCGGCGAAGGAGAGCGACUUCCAGAUACCGGGCUACGCGUCCUCCAAGUGGCGGGCGGAGUGUCUUGCAAUUGAGGCGAACGACACCGACCUGGCGAAUGGUGAGAAGCUGAAAACCAUCGCCAUCCGGCCGCCGGUAAUGUUUGGCGAGUGCGACGAGCGGUUCGUACCGUCCAUCACCAAGGUAGCGCUCAAGUUCGGCGGCAGCAUCCCAAAGCUGGCCGGCCCCGGCGGCAAGCAGCAGAUUAUCUACGCCGGCAACGCGGCCUGGUGUCUGGUGCGCGCGAAGGACGCACUGGUCGAGAACGCGAAAAAUAUCGCCGGCUAUCCGGUGUUUGUGACGGACGAGUCCGGCAUCGAGGAUACGACCCGCUUCUGCCAGCGCAUUUCGCGCGCGAACGAUACGCUCAAGCUGCGCCCCUCCAGCUACCAGAUACCGCUGUUCCUGUCCUACUUCCUAGCCUUUCUGCUCGAGCUGAUCGUGAAGGCGCUGCACCCGUUCACGCAAAUCCGGCUGCCCGUUUCGCCGUGCGGUAUGCUCUCCUACAUGUCCUCGAUUAUGCUGUUCAAUCGGAUCCGGGCCUCGAUCUACCUGGACUACGAGCCCAUCUACAGCGAGGAGAAAGCCGUCACGAACAGUGCGCUGUGGUAUGAGCGCUGGUAUCAGGACUACUGUGAAGCCCAAGGGCUGAAGAAGCUGAAGGUGAAGUGAAACCCCGAGGGGAAAAAAGAACACGUAAAGUUGGAGGAGAAAACAAACACAAACAACCAAGUGGUUUAGCAUACACCCUACAUCCAAAAUAGCACUGCCUAGUAUUCCCCGAAGCUUGAUUUCGGGAGUCCGACGAGUGCGAUACGCAAAUCGCUCGUUAAUAGAUCCCCCAUACAGUAUUCGUAGCUAUUUUCUAUACUCACUGUUAGCGAUGCUUUUUUACUGCUUAAGGACUGAAAUCCAUCGGUGCUAAGAAUCACGGGACACUGUGCCCCAGCACAUCUCACAUCUUCGGAUGCCUCCGGCUCCCAAAACUCGACUUCUUGGAAGCUAUCUAAUGAAGCCAAGGCUUUCAGGGGCGUCUUUUGCAAAACCAUUUAAUUAAAAUUAACUUCACGAUUAUUAGGCCGCCUGGUGGAGGGCGACGGAUGGGGUGACGAACUGCCCAGCUUACACAUACGCACCGCGUCGUUGUUCCUGUUUGUUGGCAUUGCCGACAGCACGGGACAUCCAGCCAGGGCUUUUGCACGGUGUGUACUCCUCACACUGCACAGACCGCUGAAAUCGAUCGGUAGAGAAAUUAAUUAAACUUGUUUUUCAGAAGCGAACGUGGGGUAUUGCGUGGCGCUCUUUCUGCCCAUCCAUCCGGCUGGCUUGCCAUCGGACUGCUUCAAACUGACGCGAUACCGUUCAAAAUCUAAUUACCUUCUUCAAUAAUCACGAUAAUCUUUGACAAUCGCACGGCAGCAGCGUGCGGCACAGUUUGUUUAUGCUAAUGUACAUUUUAUUUAUUUUCACUUCACCCUCCUCUCUCUCUCUCCCUCUCUCUCUCUCUCUCUCUCUCUCUCUCUCUCUCUCUCUCUCUCUCUCUCACUCUCUCUUUCCUUCUCCCUGGAGUGAUCGCCUGUAAGAAAGGAUAGAAUGCUAAAAUUACAGUUUUUGUUGUUAAAUUUUUCGGCUUUGCAAAGCACGCCCUCUGCUUUGGUCAUAAAUUCCUCUCUCGACAGGGUUAGAGGCCUUUUUUCGCUCCUUUAAGCCCUCAGAAAUGUAACAUUCCGUACCCUAUUAGGUAGGUAGGUUAAGGGGUUUAGUUAGAUGUUAAUUAUGACUAGAUACUUGGCCGGUACGCCGUAAGGUCCGGUUCAGUUCAGUGUAAAGAGCAAGAUUACGCAAGAUGAAAGCAAUACAAUAAAGAUUGGUCUGGUA
Molecule: messenger RNA, 2715 nt
Organism: Anopheles merus
Lineage: Eukaryota; Metazoa; Arthropoda; Insecta; Diptera; Culicidae
Product: 3 beta-hydroxysteroid dehydrogenase/Delta 5-->4-isomerase
Exons: 5
Coding region: 349-1509 (386 amino acids)
Biological process (GO): steroid biosynthetic process
Molecular function (GO): 3-beta-hydroxy-Delta5-steroid dehydrogenase (NAD+) activity
Source: RefSeq, a predicted model, not a curated record